AAUUAUUCCCAACUAACUGUACAGAUCUCUAUUCUCUCUUCCCUCCCUCCUUGCCUCCUCUUCCGAUUUACCACCGCUCGCCUACCCCGUCCUCGCCGAAAAGAAAAAAAGUCCGCAUUCGACACAUCUCGCCCUGUCAAGCGUGUAGACGCGCUAGAUAUAACAUCGCACCUCGCUGGCCAAGUGCCAGCGGCUGGCAUUCUUUUUGUACAUAACGUCUACAGAUUAAUAUAAUGACAGUUACCGGCUCCACCUCAGCAGAAGUAGCUGCUUCGUCUUACGUACCACCUUACAAGGCAACAACAUCGUACGCUCAAAGUCCUGAGGUAACAGGUUCUGUAACCAGCGCGCUACCAGCGGACCCCACUGUAUCAUCUGGGAUAUCAGGAGCGGACUAUGCGGCCUCGUAUCUGGAUGCUCAUAUGAUGAGCUGGCCAUCGUACCGGUACGCCUACCUGUUCUGGAUCAUAUUGGCAGGCCUUGCAGCCAUCUAUGCUCUUUCACAUCAUCUACGAUUAUCAGCAGGUUCCCUCGGCGCGGGGUAUUCCAAAUGGGGUAUGCGACGGAAAGCUUUAGGCACGAAAGACGGGCGGAGAGGAACAGUUUUGCCAAGCAAUAACACUAUGCUGUCAAUCGCCUUUCUCAUUAUCCUUUCUGUGGUUCUCUGCCUGGUCGGCUACGACUACAUAAACCCUUCUUCGACAAUACUCAACUUUGCGUCAUACCGAAAGCGAGCAUUUGUGCCCUACGGCAUUAGCAAGGCCUUUUGGACGUCGGGGAAUCGAUUUGGAUAUAUGGCGUUUGCGAUGACACCUCUCGUAGUUCUUUUCGCUCUCAAAGCGCCCCCAUUCGCCUUUUUAUCCCUUCGUCCAUUUACACAUCUGUACUCUGAUAAGCUCGCAUUGUUUCAUCGUGCCGCCGCUUGGUUGGUCUGGGCAUUUACCACUGUUCACACAAUCUUGUGGACGAUCCAACUGUUCAAAGACAAGCGUAAUGGUAGGGCUGUGUGGUUCACUAUCUGGAAUAGCUACCAUUUCAUCUUUGGUUGCAUUGCCUAUGGGUUGAUGACGGCGGUGAUGGUGCUUAGUUUAAAGCCUGUCCGAAAACAUGGUUUUGAAUUCUUCUACAUUGCCCACGUGGUACUCGUCUUUUUAACCAUCGUUUGUUCCAUUAUCCAUCAUCCAGUGCUCUGGUUCUGGAUGGCAGGAGCUCUCAUUCUCUGGGGAUGUGAGAGAAGUGUACGUCUCAUCCGAAUGACUAGGAUCAAUGGAAUCUUUGGCAAGAACAAGUACAGUGCUCUCGUUGCUGGAAGAUCAUAUGACCAAUACUCCCACCGUAAGCAAGACUUCAAGCAGGGCGACCCAUACUCGACGCCUCAGCGCGACUUUGGUAAUCCCUACACCGAUAAAACACCUCCUAAACCUUUAGCUAUGGGUCAUUUACCAAGCGGAGAUCUGAGCGACUUUGGUGGUACUAGAGGCCAGAAUGGUUACGACGAGGGUUCGUUUCAACCCCUCGGUUCAUACGAUGCUCGUCACAGUGACAGCGACCCAGCCGCUGUCUCUCCUCCCUAUCAUGAGAGGGUACAAUCGGUUGCUCAUAGUAUCCCGCCCGGUCUGCCUGCCUAUAUGCCCACAACCAUCCCUAUCGGUCAUGCCCAAGCGCAACUUCUUCCUUCCAGAACUAUCCGCUUAACGAUUCGAGUGGCCAGACCAUUCCGUUGGUCUCCCGGACAAAGCGUUUUGCUUUAUCUUCCCGAGCUAUCCUGGUUCCAGUCGCAUCCCUUUACGAUUCUCAAUAACGACCCCAACGAAAUCAUGUUACUUGUCAAGGCACGAAAAGGUCUCACGAGGCGUUUGUUUAAUUACGUCCGACAGCGUUCUCUGGCUGCUGUUGGUAUCAAUAGCGUCAAGGAUAAACGCAUCUCCCUUGCUUCCAUGCGUACCAGUAAUGGCGAAAAUAAUCUAUACGUACCACCGAUCUUUCUGAAAGCCUGGGUGGACGGUCCUAUGGGUUCGUCGGAACGGGUAAGGUGGAAGGAUCAUUCAACAGUUGUUGUAGUAUGUGGUGGAUCAGGUGUCAGUUUCGGAGCUGCAGUGUGUGAACAUGUCUGUAUGUCUAUCAAGAAUCAAGUGGGGAAAACCAGACGAAUAAGGUUUUGCUGGGUUGUCAGAGAGUAUGCUGAGAUCGCGUGGGUGGCGGGUCAGUUGAGGCGAUGUCAGGACAUGGUCUCGGCGGAUCAACUUCACAUUGAUAUCUUUGUGACCAAAGCCCAACGAGUCAAGGACGACCUUGCACCUCCCAAGCCUGUCUUUGCUCGAGGCGCUCACUCCCGAGCAAAUUCGUUCGAUUCAGCUGCAAGUGAGAUGAGCGCGGACUCUUCUACUGAUCGAGAUGAAGCGGUGGAUAGCACGCUCAUGGAGAGUUAUGCGGAUGUCAUUGACUUGACGAAUUACGAGGAUGAAGAGGAUGUGGAUGACCCUGUGGAGAACCGACUGUCUACCAAACUUGAACAACAGGGGAAACUGAGACGUGCGAGAUCUCGAAAGUUUGCCAAACGGAAAUCAGCAGCGAAACUUUCGCAAACACCAUCUUACCCGCCAUCGCGGUUCCAGUCAACAUACUCGUAUGAUAACCCCGAGGAAUCUUUUGCCCAUAGCAAUCAAGGGUAUGGACACUCGCCUGCUAGCAGUCUCUACGAUUCUUUCCACGAAUCGCGUGGACAUGCAGGUCAUUCAUCUAUCGCCAUGUCUCCUUCCGCUUCCCAAUCCAUGUUAAUCCAUUCUACUUCCCAUUCUGUUCCGCAAUCUAUGUUAUCCCCUUCCACUUCUAUCUCCAUGCUCCCCACUAGCCCUCCUUUCAACGCUUACCACGGCAACCAUCAAUCAGUCCGAUCUAUAUCUGACUCGACGUAUACCGCCAACGAUCCAUUUACGGGUGGCUCAAGCCAGGGACACGGAAGUCCGUCUGUCGGACAUUCAUCAUUGACGGACGAUACUCAGGUGGCUGUCCCUAAUGAUCCCUUUAGGGAUAUUCAAACUGCGCUUUCGAGGACAUCACGGACGCAGAGUAUGGUUCUUCUUGAGAAUUCGGGGGCGGACCCAAAAGAAGACGCGGGGUUGUGGAUUGAUGAAGCGGAUUACGCGGCAAUGUGUGUGAUGAGCGAGAUGGCCAGAGCGGGAAAGCCGAAAUUGUCAGCCGUGUUGGAGGAGGAGAUUGAGAUUGCGCAAGGUAGUUUAAUUGUAGCAACUUGCGGCCCAGUCACGCUAAACACUGUGGUCCGAAACCUUGUAUCGAAGACCAUUUCCCCAUCACGUAUCCGUCGUGGUGAUAGGCGUGGCCAUAUUGUAGUGUAUAGCGAAGAUUACGAAGGGUGAUGGAUAAUGAAGACAUAGAUGAUUAACGUUUCGAUUUUUUUUUGGCCUAAUUAGCAUGCAUAAAAGACAUGAA
Cryptococcus deneoformans JEC21 is the source of this 3450-nucleotide messenger RNA. Its product is annotated as ferric reductase transmembrane component 2 precursor, putative. Gene Ontology annotation, molecular function: ferric-chelate reductase activity. The transcript is spliced from 5 exons. The record is from RefSeq and is a predicted model, not a curated record. Bases 234 to 3377 code for a protein of 1047 amino acids. Lineage: Eukaryota; Fungi; Basidiomycota; Tremellomycetes; Tremellales; Cryptococcaceae. Gene Ontology annotation, biological process: copper ion import; intracellular iron ion homeostasis; iron ion transport. Gene Ontology annotation, cellular component: plasma membrane.